AUGCCUAGUCCAGCGAAGAAGAGAAAGAUCAAUGGAUCCACAUCUACGCGAAGUAUUGAAUCUUUCUUUUCCAACCAGAAUGCGCAGCCAGCAGCAACGUCGAAACUGAGUACAGAGAUUAUUGAAGAUAGUAAGCAAUUUUUGACCGACGAGGAGCUUGCUCGGAAAUUGCAAGACGAAUGGAAUCAAGUCGMCCCGCCUAUAGUACAGGAAUCGCUCCCACUUAGGACAGAAGAAAGCAAACCACCAGGCAAAGGAUUGGAUGAAGCGCAAUCGCCGAUAUCAAAGGCGCCAGAAAUUACAUCGCAGAUACAGAUCUCAAAAUUUCACGUAACUCAGAAAGAUACGUUAAGUUUGCAAUCUUCUUUGGGCUCGGAAGAUACUAUUGUCUCAAACAUACCUCUCGAUGAAAGCCCAUUGACAUUCGACCCAGCCAAAUACCUGCCUGAACUGCAGAAGCACUGGUCACAAGAUGGCGGAGACGCCUCUUAUGCAUUUUUAACGCAAGCUUUCAUUCUCGUGAACAGCACGACAAAACGAAUCAAAAUAGUUGACACACUAGUCAAUCUCUUGCGCAUAUUGAUCGAAGGCGCACCUGACAGUCUGUUGCCUGCGGUAUGGCUAGCAACGAACUCCUUUGCUCCGCCGUAUGAACCUGCAGAGCUAGGUCUCGGAGGUUCUGUGAUAUCCAAAGCUUUCAAGAACAUAUAUGGAUUAAAUGCGCAGGGAUUAAAGACCCUCUAUAACAAGCACGGCGACGCAGGAGAUGUGGCUUUUGAAGCAAAGAAGAGGCAGAGCUUCACUCUCAAGAAACCAAAGCCACUGACGAUCAAAGGUGUCUAUCAGUCGUUGGUCAAAAUUGCGAGAAGCAAAGGAACCGGUAGUCAGGAAACCAAGCAGCGAAUUGUUGAAAGGCUGCUGCAGGAUAGUCGAAGUGCCGAAGAGUCUCGCUAUAUCGUACGCACUUUGGUUCAGCAUUUGCGUAUCGGUGCUGUCAAGACCACGAUGCUUAUCGCACUCGCACGAGCUUUUUUAUUUUCUAAGCCGCCAGAUGCUGUAUUCACUACGAAGGGCAUGGACUCUUUACUAAAAUUGAAGAAAGAAGAACUUAAUGAACUAUAUUUGAGGGCAGAGGAGACCGUCAAGGCAUCUUAUGCAAGACAUCCAAAUUAUGAUGACUUGGUGCCGUGUUUACUCGAGAUUGGGGUUACGGAAGAAUUGCUCGUGCGCUGCGGACUCACCUUACAUGUACCUCUACGACCUAUGUUGGGUAGCAUCACACGCGAUCUUUCAGAUAUGCUCACCAAGUUGCAAGGACGAGACUUUGCUUGCGAAUACAAAUACGAUGGGCAACGAGCGCAAGUUCACUGUGACUCGUACGGCAAAGUUAGCAUAUUUUCUCGUCACCUUGAACUGAUGACCGAUAAGUAUCCGGAUCUGGUCUCUCUCGUUCCGCAUAUUAGAGGAGGAUCCGUAUCGAGCUUUAUUCUCGAAGGCGAAGUAGUCGCCGUUGACCAAGAAACUGGCGAUCUUCAGGCAUUUCAAAUACUGACGAAUCGAGCCAAGAAGAAUGUUGAAAUAGGAAGCAUCAAAGUCAAUGUCUGCCUAUUUGCGUUCGAUUUAAUGUAUUUGAAUGGAGAGCCUCUUCUUGCUCGGUCGUUUCGGGAGCGUCGAGAUAUGCUUCGAAGUCUUUUUACGGAAAUACCCAAACGAUUUACAUGGGUGAAGAACCUCGAUGCUACAUCGGGGGAUUCAGAGGCGGUUCUGGAGUUCUUCAAGAGCGCAACAGACGUCAAGUGUGAGGGCAUCAUGGUGAAGGUUCUUGAUAAUGAUUUGAAUUCUGGAAAUGGAGGGACGAAUCCUGGCGUCGAGGAUCGAGGAAAUCUUGAAGUAGAUGAUGAAGCCCAAGAUAAACGAUUGACGAAGAAGAAGGAUAAAAGCACAAGACGGAAAGCUCUACUCUCCACCUACGAGCCCGACAAGAGACUUGAGUCCUGGUUAAAAGUGAAAAAGGACUACAGCACGUCCUCGGAUACUCUCGACCUUAUCCCCAUAGCAGCCUGGCAUGGCAGCGGACGCAAAGCCAAAUGGUGGUCUCCGAUCCUCCUUGCCGUCCGCAAUCCCGAGACGGGUGUCCUCGAAGCCGUCACGAAAUGCAUGUCUGGCUUUACCGACAAAUUCUAUCAAAGCAACAAAGAGAAAUACGCCGAAGACAGCGAGAAUGUCAUCUCUCGGCCAAGCUACAUAGACUACGCAGGACAUCCGGAUGUAUGGUUUGCGCCGCAAGAAGUAUGGGAAAUGGCGUUUGCAGAUAUCACACUGAGUCCGACGUACACUGCUGCUAUUGGUCUGGUCAGCGACGAGAGGGGUUUGAGUCUACGAUUUCCGCGAUUCUUGCGGGUUCGAGAGGACAAGUCUAUUGACGAGGCGAGUACAUCGGAUUUUCUAGCUGGGUUAUGGCGAAAACAAAUGGAGCGAGCGCGAGAGGAAGAGGGGGCGGCGGUGGAUCCCGCAGUGGAUGAUGAUAUCGAGGAGCAGGACGAACAGGCCUAUGGCGAACUGGACGAGUGA
This is a messenger RNA of Talaromyces amestolkiae, 2571 nucleotides long. RefSeq lists its product as uncharacterized. The coding region runs from base 1 to 2571 and encodes 856 amino acids. The transcript has a single exon. The record is from RefSeq and is a predicted model, not a curated record. Gene Ontology annotation, cellular component: DNA ligase III-XRCC1 complex. NCBI's taxonomy places the organism in Eukaryota, Fungi, Ascomycota, Eurotiomycetes, Eurotiales, Trichocomaceae. Gene Ontology annotation, biological process: DNA biosynthetic process; mitochondrial DNA repair; double-strand break repair via alternative nonhomologous end joining. Gene Ontology annotation, molecular function: ATP binding; DNA ligase (ATP) activity; DNA binding.